Molecule: messenger RNA, 1328 nt
Organism: Lucilia cuprina (Australian sheep blowfly)
Lineage: Eukaryota; Metazoa; Arthropoda; Insecta; Diptera; Calliphoridae
Exons: 3
Coding region: 163-1239 (358 amino acids)
Biological process (GO): positive regulation of DNA-templated transcription
Cellular component (GO): nuclear body
Source: RefSeq, a predicted model, not a curated record
UUACUCCAUGUCAAGAUGUAAAAGUAGUUGUUGUUGCUGUUUUUACCAUUUUCACCCCAAUUGUUUUGUUUAUAUUUUUUCUUUGGAAAAAUUGCGACUGAAAACUUUUCUUUUUGCAAUCGAUUACAAUUUUCUGCAAACUUUUAAACAUAACUUGAAGUAAUGACAGAUUUACAACCUAAUGGUGAACCUAAAAAGAUAUAUCUCAGCAAACCAUCGGAACAGCCAGCCGUCAAAAACGAACCUAUAGUAUCAACUAGCACUCCUCAAUAUACAACAGCUAGCACUCCUCAACAAUGGAGAUCUUUAAGAAGUUGUUCGGCAGAUAUGGUACGUAUACCACCGAGACGGCAUCCACCACCGGUGGAUAAGACAGGUGAAGAACAUUUGAGUAAUCACAAGAAACAACGUUACUGGAAUUCCUGGGAAGAGUUGUAUUUGGUCGAAUUGUGGCGUCGCUACAAGGAAGAAUUGACCGUAGUCAAUGUGCCUUUGCCGGUAUAUCGUAAGAUGAUGAUAGCCAUGCGUAAUCGUAAUAUGAUAGUUACAGCUCAGGAUUGUCGACGAAAGGUCAAUACCCUUAACACGAGAUACAAACAAGAAUUACAAAAAAUGGAAACUUCAGGUUGCAAAUCUGAAUGGCGUUUGUUUCCUCUGAUACAUUGUGUUUUGCAACCUAAAAUUAAAGAAUUUGAUGCUUGGCAUGAACCGAUUAUUAUCAAAAAGCUCUUAGAUAAAAUACCUAAACCAGUGGAAGUUGAAACUACCGCAUCAACACAAAACCACCAAAACAGCAACAGCCAUCAGUAUUCAGCUUAUCAAACACGCACUGCUCCCACUUCAACUCAAGUCAAUUCUUAUCAGCAGCGUACUUACGUUUCCUCUGCCUUAUAUACCGAUGCCAAUUCACCCUACAAUCGACUAUCUUCGUCACAGGGUCGUUGUGAAAAAUCCUCUAUAUUACCCUUCCGCAAUAUAACCAUGGAGAAAAUUGAACAAUUGCGUCAGGAUAACAAUCGUUUAGCCGAACAACGUGAUGCUGAUCUAAAGUCUUUACAUUUGGAAGAAGAAAAUUUCCGCUGUUUUGAGACAUUUAUACGCAUCUGGACGGAACAGAAAGAAAUGGAAUUACGACGUGUUCAACUGAUGUCUGAACAAAAUGUUAUUAGUAUAGAAAAUGAAGAAAAUCAGAAUGUCGAACAGCAUCAGCUGCAUGAAACAGCAGUAACAGCUAAAUGAUAUAAUUCUUAUUACUUAGUAUUAGACUUUAUUUAUAUAUUUUAGUUAUUUUGAUUAUUAUUAUUAAUAUAUUCUGCAUUGAAACUUUA